Molecule: messenger RNA, 197 nt
Organism: Dentiscutata erythropus
Lineage: Eukaryota; Fungi; Glomeromycota; Glomeromycetes; Diversisporales; Gigasporaceae
Source: the annotation of a GenBank genome assembly
UUCCGUCAACACAGUCGUCAAAUAGUCAAAGUUUUUUCAACGAAAUGCGUACCGGAGGCCUUUUCCGAAGAAAUACUGUUAUCGCCGCAAAACGUGACGAAGACUUUGGAGACUAUGCAACUGUCAUAAGUUCGGAAGAGGAACCAAAGAAACUCAAAGAAUAUAUCACUUCGCUUUACAAGGCUUUCAAGGAUAAA